Molecule: messenger RNA, 480 nt
Organism: Effrenium voratum
Lineage: Eukaryota; Dinophyceae; Suessiales; Symbiodiniaceae
Source: the annotation of a GenBank genome assembly
AUGACAUUUGACAACUACUCGUCGGGCAUCACAUGCCACGAGCCUGGGCAGAACUCUGACCAUACUUUUCGGGAGACGCUCUCUAUGGGCUACACGCGGUUUUCACCCAAAGAGGUGGGCAAGAUCCUGGAAGACAUGAAGCGAGAUUGGAAGGGCAGAGACUACCAUGUGCUGACCAAAAAUUGUCAUCAUUUCUCAGACUCGUUUUGUGCUCGUUUAGGUGUCGCACAUUUGCCGGAAUGGGUCAACACAUUAGCAGAAACUGGAGCGAACACGCUGGAUUACCUCGACAGCACCGACAGCGGCUACGAUGGUGGAAAGGCCAUCACGGACUUUUUCGACAACAUGAAAUCAUCGGUGUUUGGAUUCUUCACAGGGGCGCCGUCUUCCACACAGGCAACCUUUCUUCCAGCUCAUGGGAAGAAAGAUACUUGGGGGUUCGUUCAGCGGCCCAGUGAGUCAGAAGCUGGGCAGCUGUGA